AUGAGCUCCAGGAAAAGACGUAGAGGGAGAAAGAAAGAGGAGGCUGCGGCCGAAAAUGAGGAGGAGAAAGAUUCAAAGCGAGUUCCACAUAAGAGACCCAGGAUCGGGACCGAAAAAGAAGCACCAGAUGGAAAAACGCCAUCCAGUCCAUCACCGCCAAAGAGGAAAAGAUCAAGCGAGCAACUUGACGGUAGCAAAACCAGAGAACCCAGACAGGGGCAUACACACUGGGUGCUAAGCAUUGCUUGGUCCCCGGAUGGGAAGAAGCUGGCAUCCGGCUGUAAGAAUAGCCAGAUUUUUAUCUGGGAUCCAAACACAGGAAAGCAGAUUGGAAAAACAUUAAUAGGACACUCAAAGUGGAUAACGUGGUUAUGUUGGGAGCCUCUUCAUUUGAACCCAGAGUGCAGGUACCUUGCCAGUGCUUCCAAAGACUGCAGCAUUCGUAUCUGGGACACUGUCAUGGGGCAGUGCCAGAAGAUCCUGACCAGCCAUACACAGUCAGUGACCACUAUUAAGUGGGGUGGAGAUGGCUUAUUGUAUUCUGCUUCCCAGGAUAGAACCAUAAAAGCUUGGAGGGCCAGUGACGGAGUUCUGUGCCGUACUUUGCAAGGUCAUGGACACUGGGUAAACACCAUGGCACUUAGUACAGACUAUGUUCUCCGCACAGGGGCUUUCAAUCCAGCUGAAGCCUCCAUCAAUCCCCAGGACAUGCAAGGCUCCUUGGAGCAGCUGAAAGAGAAGGCUCUACAAAGAUACAAUCAAGUCCGGGGAAAAGAUCCUGAGAGGCUUGUGUCAGGCUCUGAUGACUUCACAUUGUUCCUCUGGGCUCCAGCUGAGGAUAAGAAACCUUUACAGAGGAUGACGGGACACCAGGCUCUCAUCAAUGAAGUUCUGUUCUCCCCUGACACCAGAAUCAUUGCCAGUGCCUCCUUUGACAAAUCCAUUAAGUUAUGGGAUGGAAAAACUGGAAAGUAUUUAUCUUCCUUACGUGGUCACGUAUCUGCUGUGUAUCAGAUUGCUUGGUCUGCGGAUAGUCGGCUUUUAGUUAGCGGAAGCAGUGACAGCACACUUAAAGUCUGGGACGCUAAGACCAUGAAGUUGUUUGUGGACCUUCCAGGACAUGCAGAUGAGGUCUAUGCUGUUGACUGGAGCCCUGAUGGGCAAAGUGUAGCCAGUGGAGGGAAGGAUAAGUGCUUAAGAAUAUGGAGACGAUGAGUCCAGCAAUGUACUGACAUGGCUUGGAGAAAUAGAUCUGAUCUUUCAUUAUGAAGAUGGCCAUUCAUGCGCGUGGUCUGUAACAGCUUGACCAAAAUACAGUGUAAUCUGAAAGAAGACUUUUAUAAACCUAUCACAUUGGGAUGGCAUGUGUAACGUGCAUAUAAACCCUGGUAUCGGUGAAAAUGUGAGAUUUACACCAGCGCUACAAAUGUGAUUAACACUGAUAUGUUCUCAAAAAGACUGAAGAUGUAAAUACACAGAGAAAUGGAAUAUGUUGUUCUCUGCCUAUAUGGGCAGCCGUACAGUAAUUUGCCAUAAUAAAACAUAUUGAAUGCCUUAUGA
This is a messenger RNA of Bufo gargarizans (Asiatic toad), 1560 nucleotides long. RefSeq names its product notchless homolog 1 (gene NLE1). Gene Ontology annotation, molecular function: protein binding. The record is from RefSeq and is a predicted model, not a curated record. Gene Ontology annotation, biological process: Notch signaling pathway; ribosomal large subunit assembly. Lineage: Eukaryota; Metazoa; Chordata; Amphibia; Anura; Bufonidae. Bases 1 to 1215 code for a protein of 404 amino acids. The transcript is spliced from 10 exons. Gene Ontology annotation, cellular component: nucleolus.